CUAAUAAUCACACAAAUUUUACUCAACAUGUAACAGUUGGUGUGACUGCGAUGUGUACGAUCGUGUGAGACUGUGAGACACGGAAGGGCUAUGAACGCGAACGCUGGAACCGGAGUUUUUGUGCUUUCCUUGCUGUCGAUACCUAUCUCAUAUUUAUUUAACCUCUUAAUUCACACUAACAGCAUUGGAGCAGUUAUUGUUUCGGGGACAUUAAUGGUACUCUUUAUAAUGAUAUUUGCGCGCGUUUCGCUGAAGAAAAAUCCACCGAAGGAUCCCCUCUUUUACGUUUUUGCCGUAUACGCCUUCUUCAGCGUUGUGAACCUUAUUAUAGGACUUGAGCAGGACAGCAUUAUAGAUGGAUUCGUGACCUUCUACCUAAAACAGGCAGAUCCGUACAUCAACACGGCUCACGGGCACGUGCUGUCAUACUGGGAUGGCUGUGUGCACUAUCUGAUGUAUCUGCUGGUCGUGGCAGCAAUCAGCUGGGGGGAGAGUUACAGAAACAUCGGCCUGUACUGGGUGGGAUCCAUCCUUAUGCAUGUGAUCGUCUACGUUCCUGGAAGUGUUGUAGGAAAAUAUGGGGCACAGCUGAGCUGCAUGUUCACCAUUCACCUGCUGUACAUCGCGGUGUCUGUGUGGGCCUGCUUUCGCGUGUUCGGCCAGCCAGCCGCACAGGAGGUGUCGCCUGGGAGUAUCCAGGAAGCUCACAGGAAGAGCCUGUUUCAGAGACCCCUGGAUUUACUGUUCGCUCUCUACCUCAUCCCGGCUUUCGCAUUCUGUGUCUUCAGAGGUUUGGUCGCCCUGGACUGUCCUGGCCAAUGGUGUCGGGAGUACUUGCAGCAUCAUGAGCCUUACCUAAAAGAUCCUUCUGCCUACCCCAGAAUCCAGAUGCUGGUAAACAUGCUGUACUCCGUCCCAUAUUACACCAUGACACUGUAUGGGCUGCUGGUCCCUGGCUGCCAGUGGAUGCCUGACCUGACUCUGGUGCACUCCGGAGCAGUGGCACAGGCCCAGUUCUCUCACAUGGCCGCCUCCCUCCACACAAGGACCCCGUUCACGUACAGAGUUCCCGAUGACAGCAGAACGCUCUUCCUCACGGUCAACGCCUUGUACGGUCUCGUGCCCCAGGUCUUCAGCUACCGCUGCGUUAACAGCCCCUCUUUUUUCCUGAAAGCCCAGCGGAACAAAAAAGAUUGAGUCAGGCAGCGUAGGUGGACGCCUCACACCCGCAGCUAAGGCCUCGGAUUGGCUGCUGAAUCGGGUCCUUCCCUGUACUCCUGUGAACAUUCCUGUGCAUUUGAAGGCGGCUUGCUGUCUGACUUUGUGUUCUUUUGUAAAUGCGUUUUUAUAUUUUAUAUUCUCGCUGUUAUGCUGACGUUUUGAUUAGAAUGUAAGCGAUUAAUAUUAUUAAAAAUGUUUGUGUUGGUUUGAAA
Messenger RNA from Brienomyrus brachyistius, 1433 nucleotides. RefSeq names its product transmembrane 6 superfamily member 1-like. The record is from RefSeq and is a predicted model, not a curated record. Bases 91 to 1197 code for a protein of 368 amino acids. The transcript has 10 exons. NCBI's taxonomy places the organism in Eukaryota, Metazoa, Chordata, Actinopteri, Osteoglossiformes, Mormyridae. Gene Ontology annotation, cellular component: lysosomal membrane.